AUGGCUAUGCGCGCGACGUUUGAGAAUAGCCAAGAGAUCGGCGUAUUCGCGACCCUCACGAACAGCUACUGCCUCCUUGCCCUUGGCGCCUCACAGUCCUUCUACAGCAUUUUCGAAGCCGAGCUCGCAGAUCUGAUUCCAAUUGCGCAAUGUACCAUCGCCGGCACCCGUAUUGUCGGUCGUCUUACAGCAGGCAAUAAAAACGGCCUAUUAGUACCUACCUCUACGACCGAUCAAGAACUACAGCAUUUACGAAAUACCCUGCCAGAAAGUGUCAAGAUACAACGGAUAGAAGAGCGUCUAUCUGCCCUCGGCAACGUGAUCUGCUGUAACGACCAUGUUGCGCUCGUCCACCCAGACCUCGAACGAGAGACCGAAGAAAUAGUUGCAGAUACACUGGGCGUGGAAGUUUUCAGACAAACGAUUGCCAGCAAUGUGCUAACAGGAUCAUACAUGGCUCUCUCGAACCAGGGUGGACUCGUACAUCCAAAAACAAGCAUACAAGAUCAAGAUGAGCUAUCGUCGUUAUUGCAAGUACCAUUGGUUGCAGGUUCGGUGAACAGAGGUAGCUCAGUUGUUGGCGCAGGCAUGGUGGUCAAUGACUGGAUGGCUGUAACGGGUAUGGAUACAACAGCGACAGAGCUCAGUGUGGUUGAGAGUGUAUUCAGACUGGGAGAGGGUGCGCCACCUGGUGUUGAUGGUUUGGACCAGAGGAUGAAGGGCAAUAAAGAGAGCAUUGUUGAGUCGUUCUACUAA
This is a messenger RNA of Lithohypha guttulata, 756 nucleotides long. It is a transcript of the gene TIF6, whose product is annotated as Eukaryotic translation initiation factor 6. Bases 1 to 756 code for a protein of 251 amino acids. Lineage: Eukaryota; Fungi; Ascomycota; Eurotiomycetes; Chaetothyriales; Trichomeriaceae. Gene Ontology annotation, molecular function: ribosomal large subunit binding. The transcript is spliced from 2 exons. Gene Ontology annotation, cellular component: preribosome, large subunit precursor; nucleolus; cytosol. Gene Ontology annotation, biological process: assembly of large subunit precursor of preribosome; maturation of LSU-rRNA; ribosomal subunit export from nucleus. The record is from RefSeq and is a predicted model, not a curated record.